Messenger RNA from Notodromas monacha, 372 nucleotides. NCBI's taxonomy places the organism in Eukaryota, Metazoa, Arthropoda, Ostracoda, Podocopida, Cyprididae. The record is from the annotation of a GenBank genome assembly.
AUGUCUCUGCCCGCCGUAAGCGUUGACUCCGGUGCCGGAACAUCGUCAACAAAAGCGAAGAAGAGAAUUUCCGCCAAUUCCACUACACCUCCUUCUCACAAGCCUAAGCGACACCCACCAGUUAGAGUCAAGCUGAGGGGCUUUGGAGCCGGGCGUUUGGCGGCUGUGAAGGCGUUUGAAAUGGCGGGCUUGGAUGUGGUGUCUCUGACGGAUGUGACUUACAUCAACUGGAGGAAUAAUCCGAGGGCGAAGAAACAGCGGCGACUCUGAUGAGGGUGCAUUUCUUGAUUUUGUUGUGUGUUUUUAAAGGUGUUAUUGGAAGCCAGGUAGUUGUUUCUUGUGGAGGAAGUGAAUGAAAGUGUUCCAUGAUGC